Messenger RNA from Argentina anserina (silverweed cinquefoil), 838 nucleotides. RefSeq lists its product as uncharacterized. The coding region runs from base 122 to 637 and encodes 171 amino acids. The record is from RefSeq and is a predicted model, not a curated record. Lineage: Eukaryota; Viridiplantae; Streptophyta; Magnoliopsida; Rosales; Rosaceae. The transcript has a single exon.
UUCACUUUUGUGGUUCAGAUAUUUGCAUUUCUCCAACUCGUCAAUCACAUCCUUAUACAUAUUUUGUGAUCAUCAAUUUCUUGAAUACCAAGAAUUUACACUAGCUAUUAUCAUCAUAUCCAUGGAUAGAUCAGAAGGGUAUCCAGAAGUAGAUGCUAGAGAACUCGAUCAGCCAUCAAACUCCGGCGCAUCAUUUCUGGCCACCAAGAAUGAUAUGUCACUACUGGAAAGCGGUCUACUUCGAAGAAACUACAGUGACGUGGGUGAAAGCUACUACAAAUUCCAAUCAAACGUUGGUAUGUCUUCAGUUGAUGCAAGGUUGUUGGCUCUUAUAGCGUUCUUCAAGGAGCUUUACUUCCGGAGGCCGGAGAUGUUCAAGAAAAUAUUUCCAAAGCAUUCUCAUCCUGAUCAGUUUCUGGUCGAGAUGCCAAAGAAAUUGAAAUUGGUUUUAUCUCAAGUCAAAUCAGAUGAGACAACCAGGGUUCGAGCGAUGCAAAGGAGCUUGAGCAUCGGAUCACCGCGUGAAUUAAAAGGAGAUGAGUCGGAAAUUAUGCUCGAGCGUUUCAAGAUCAGAACUAUUGAUUUAGAUGAUGAUGAUGUUAAACAAGAUAAAAUCAAGUCCGGUGGCUCAAAAUGAACAGCUAGCAAGAAACAACAUGUCAAUAGUCAAUACAUGUUUUGUAGAAUAUUUUGGAUUGUUUGAUAGGGAAAAGAUAUCAAAAACAAAAAGCCAAAAUGGACUUUUGUGUGUAUUUGGAUGCAUUUUUUUAUUUCAAUUUUGGCAUAAAAUAUUUAUUUAUUUAUUUUCCAUUACUGUAGUUGGUUACUUGAUGUGUAU